CUCAUGAGAACGGAAAGUGUGUGAUUGUCGUGCAUCCAAUUGCAGCUAAUUUUUCAAGAUCUUUGCACGCGUCCAUCAUGGCAUCCGCUGAAGAACUGAGUGUCUCUGCCCUUGUAUACGACUAUUUAUUAAAAAAAGACGCAUCGCUAGCAAAGGUUUUUCAAAAGAAAACAAAAGCGCCUGUACUCCCAAAAGGUGCACCAACGAUACAAGAUGUAUUGCAACACUUUCAAAAGACAUCUCCAAGAAAGUUAAAUGUAAAAGCACAAGCUAAAGAUAGUAGUUCAGAUUCAAGUUCAGACAGUGAGGAAGAAGCACCCAAAAAGGUCCCACAAAUAAAUGGUAAAGCUAUGAUUAAUACAACAACGAAAAAUAAACAGAAUGAAGCUUCUUCAGAGGAUACCACCAGCGAAGAUGAAAAACCAACACCAAAAGCAGCUGCAAAGAAUAAAAAUAUUGUCAAAGUACCAUCCAAAGCUGUACCGGUAAAGAAAAAAGAAGAUUCAGAUGAAAGCUCUUCGGAAGAUGAAGAAGAAACCUCCAAAAUACAAUCAAAAGCAUUAUCAAUGCCUAAAACAACGGAAGUAUCUAAGGCACAGGAAUCUUCGGAUGAUUCUGAUUCAGAUAGUGAGGAAGUAUCUAAAGCAAAUAUUUCCGCAAAAACUAGUACAAAAACCACUGUUGUACCUCAAGCAAAAGUUAAAACUAGUAAAAAUGAAUCUUCAAGCGAGGACAGCAGUGAAAAUGAAGAAGAAAGUCCAGUUAAGCCAGUAUUAAAAAAGCCAACACCUACCACACCUGUAAUAAAAACAUUAGAAAAGAAAGAAGAGUCCUCCAGUGAUGAUUCUGAUGACUCUUCAGAAGAAGAGAAUGUCAAACCUCAGCCACCAAUUAAAGCUAAACCAGUUGCUACCCCUGCUAAGGUUGUUAAAAAGCAGGAAUCUUCGAGCGAUGAUUCUGAUGAUUCUUCGACACAAACUCCUGCAAUAAUACCAGUUGCAAAGCAAGUUUCUAAGCCUGUCCAAGAAAAGAAAAAAGAAAAAGCUGGACAGCACAAGAAAGAAACAGAAACUCCUACUGCCCAAAAGAAAGCAACCAAAGCUGGAAAGCUAAACAAAGGUUUGCCAACAAAGCCUACAGUCACAGUAACAAAGGAAGAGUCAUCUAGCGAAGAAAGUAGCGAUGAAGAAGCAUUACAAGCAAAAAAGGCUGCUCAUCCACCAACACCGGUAACCAAGAAAAAAAUUCCAGACAAGAAGGAAGAGUCCUCUAGUGAAGAUAGUAGUGAAGAAGAAACAGCGGCCAAAAAACCUGCUUUUCUACCAACAGUAGCAGCUACCAAAAAAGUACAUGCUCAGAGGGAAGAGUCUUCUUCCAGUGAAGAUAGCAGUGAAGAAGAACCACCAACCAAAAAACCUGCACCUGCUAAAUUGGUAACACCAACUAACACUGUUGUAACUAAGAAAGCAGAAUCUUCUAGUGACGAUUCCGAUGAUUCUGAUGAGGAUGAAAAUGAAAAGCCAGGAAUGAAACCUGCAGCAAAACUGGCAGCAAAGAAAAAUGAGUCCAGUUCUGAGGAUUCGGAUGAGUCUGAAAACGAAGGGCCAGUCAAGACACCAGCACCUAUACUUAAAAAGCCAACAACAAAAGCUGCAUCUAAAGAAGAAUCAUCUAGCGAAGACUCUGAUUCAGAUUCAUCGGAAGAUGAAAAACCAAAAACUGCUAAAUCUACUGCAAAAUCAACUCCGGUUAAAAAAGGAUCAGAUUUAGAGGAAAAUGAUUCUAGUGAAGGAAAACAAAUGAAAUUACCAACACAAAAGGCAUCUAAACGUGAAAAAAGGAAACACAAGGAAAUAGAGCAAGGCCAGGAUGAAGAUGAUACAGAAAAACCUGCUGCAAAAAUUCAAAAAAAUAACUACAGUAAUUUUGUAAAGGCAAACAGUAGCUUCAAUGGUGAUAAGCAAGCAAAAAAUACUCCAUUUCGUCGCGUAAAGAACGAAGAUGUAGCGUUGGAUCCCAAAUUGGCAAACAAUUCUUUUGAAGCAAAGAGAGGUGCUCGUGGUUCUUGGGGAGAGAAAGCGAAUCAGGACCUCAAGUUCACGAGAGGCAAGUUAUUUCGUCACGAAAAGACGAAGAAAAAACGUGGUAGCUACCGCGGCGGUCAAAUAGAUACUAGCGUCAAUUCUAUUAAGUUUGACGAUUGAGUAAGCUGUUGUAAAAUAUAAAUGAACAUGUUUUAAUAUUAUUAGCUUAUAUAUAUUUAGUUAAGUAAACGCAUACAAGAAUUAAGCGCCUGUAAGCUUACUUUAAGGCACUUGAUUAGGAUUUUUAAAGUCACGACAUUAACACCGUUGUACUCGGUUAUUACGAAAUUACGUGGGAUAGUAUACAACUUUACUAUUACGUAAAAUUGUCGAAUUUUUAUUCUGUCAGUCAUUUCCACGUAGUUUCUUUUUAACAAUUGGUAUCUAUAAGACUGCAAUUCGACUAUGUCCGACAGAAACCUCUAUCACUUAUUUUAAUACCUGUAGUAUAAAUUAUUGAUGAUACUUCGACAUUGACAAACUAUUGUGUUAAAAAUUAAUGAAUGUUGUCUAUUUGCAAUAUGUAACAUAUUUCAUAAAUUUAUCGUUCCUAGAAUUAAUAGGAAGAUCGGCAUACGUCAUUUACAUACGUCGUCAUUAAAGCUUAGGUGAAAGAUGUUGCUUCAAUGAUUCUCACUUUUAUUAUGAAGCCUGUUAAGAAAGGAUUUUCCGCGGAUAUGUUCUCGAUGUGAUAUAGCAUUUAAUUGUAAACAGAAAUGUGUUUUGACAUUGCUGUUUUUAUAAUUAGCAAUAAGAUGUCGAGAGCAUAUCGGUGUUCAUCCGGCAAGAGUUGCAAAACGGUUUACAAAGUGAUGUUCGAAUAAAAAUUAUAAAUUUCUUCCAACGACAGAGUCUUUAUAUGAAUCUAUAUAAUAUAUAUAAUACAUAUACGCGACAUACAAACGAUUUAAUACAUUGAAUUGCAAUCAGAUGAAUAAAAAAGUAAUACCAAUACGUAUAAUUUCGGGCACACAA
Molecule: messenger RNA, 3059 nt
Organism: Eufriesea mexicana
Lineage: Eukaryota; Metazoa; Arthropoda; Insecta; Hymenoptera; Apidae
Gene: Nopp140
Product: nucleolar and coiled-body phosphoprotein 1
Exons: 4
Coding region: 78-2204 (708 amino acids)
Cellular component (GO): nucleolus; nucleoplasm
Source: RefSeq, a predicted model, not a curated record